This is a messenger RNA of Prunus mume (Japanese apricot), 2173 nucleotides long. RefSeq lists its product as uncharacterized. The record is from RefSeq and is a predicted model, not a curated record. Lineage: Eukaryota; Viridiplantae; Streptophyta; Magnoliopsida; Rosales; Rosaceae. Gene Ontology annotation, biological process: defense response.
CAUGAUGCAUGCCCUUGCCUCUCGUCGUCCAAGAAGAGGACGACGAGCGGAACCAUCUCCAUCUUCGCCACUACUACCUUCACUUUUUUAAAACACAUUUACGUCCAUCUCUUUGAUCCUUAGCUAGCCUCUAUUGAAUAUCCAUCCAUCGGAAAACCUUAAAGAAGGCGCGAUUUGAAUUUAUUAUUCAAUCGCGGCGACAAUGUCUCAAUCAAUCUUAGCUCCGUUCCAACUCCUGGAACUCAACGUCAUAUCGGCCCAGGACCUUGCGCCGAUAUCACGCUCCAUGCGCACGUACGCCAUUGCAUGGGUGCACCCAGAUCGAAAGCUAUCGACGCGGGUGGACACUCAGGGCCACAGCAAUCCGACAUGGAACGACAAGUUUGUGUUCCGGGUGGACGAGGAUUUUUUACACGAGGACACCUCCGCCGUGAUGAUUGAGAUCUACGCUCUCCAUUGGUUCAAGGACGUCCAUGUGGGCACGGUUCGUGUCCUGGUGGGUAAUCUUAUCCCCACCCCGGCAAAGCCCCACCACCACAACCCUCAGCUAGGCAUGCGGUUCGUAGCGCUCCAGGUGCGCCGCCCCUCGGGCCGGCCGCAGGGGAUUCUAAACAUCGGCGUGGCGCUGCUUCACAGCUCCAUGAGGAGCAUGCCCUUGUAUUCCCAACUCAGCACAUCAGCCGUCGGAUACAAAACCUUGAUGGGCGAGGAAGACCCACAUCGCAGUAGUCAAAACCAUCAUGCAGGCAGUCAAAUGACGACGUAUUCGAAGCCGGAGCUACGGCGCAGCAAGAGCGACUCCAGCUCCAUGUUCGGGUCGGACCUGAGAGCCACAGAAUUUAAAAACAAGGGCAAAAAUGGAAAGGCGGGCUCAAUGCUCAACGGGUCAGAAGUCAGCAUAAAAAAGAACAAAAAAGGUCGUCUGUCCAAAGCCAGCUCGAUCAUUGGUGGUUCAGAAAUAAUUAUCAGGAAGAGCAAGGACAAAAAAGGAAAAUCAAGCUCCCUGCUUAGCGCCUCAGAUAUAAGCUACAAAAAAGGGAAGCCGAGCUCCAUACUCGCCGCCUCAGACGUGAACAGCUCGGUGGCCCCACCAAAGUACGGAAAAGACAAAAAAGGGAAGCCGAGCUCCGUUCUCAGCGCCUCCGAAGCCACCGUGCGGGACGCACAGAAAAAAGGUGAUAGUAGUAACGGUAAACCCGCAAGCUCCAUGCCCAGCGCAUCCGAACCGGAAGACCCGCCCAGAAGGAAACCCGCCAGUCACAAACCAUCGCCAAAAUUCAACCUGGCAGAAAAUUACGGUUCUACCCCCGGACGGAAGUCGGCGCCUCGAGCUGGCAAAUCGCCGUUCUACAAGCUGCAGUCGCCGUACGAGCAGUACGCGACGCCGAGGAAAUCGAACAUCAUGCCUGUGCCGUUCAUAACGGAGUCGGAGCUGGGGCCGUCGCCGUCGGAGGUGGCGGCGGCGAUCGCGAAGGAGCGCUUGGAUCAGGACACGGAGAGCUCGGUGGUAGGGGGCGCGCGGAACGAGGAAGAAGAGUUCGCGAGCUUUCCUUCCAGCGACGAGCGCCACGAGCGGCGGCACAGCGAUGGCGGAAGCGGGCUCUUCUCGUGCUUUAGUAAUAUUUGUGGAAUCGAGUGCUCCAUUGUAUGCGGGUCGGGCGAUUCGGAUAGUAAGACCCGGAAGAAGAAUGGUAGCAAGAGUGGCGGAAAGGUCCCACGGAGCCCCUCAGCCGGAAAUCUAAGCUACAUGUGAAAGGACCCGGAUGGAGAUGGGUAAAUGGGCAGGGUUUUUUUGUUUUCCAUAAUUUGGCGGGCAACGAUAGUGAAAGAAGAUGGAAGUUGAAAUCAACCGCUUAGUUCGUGCUAACUUGCGCCAAGGGUGAUACUAUUAACGAAGAAAGAACAAGCGAAACGUAAGGGCAGGGCCUGGGCGCAGGAUAAGCAAGUGCACACCAGGGGGUUGAUGAUAGUGAAUUGCACUUGGUUAGGCCAUUCUCUUCCUCUUCCCAAUUUUAAUUUUGUAUUUAUCGAAUUUCUGCUGUGUAAUUUAUUGUUUCCCCAAAAAACAGAAAAACAAAAUACAAAGGACCGUCCAAAUUCAAAUUUGUGUUUAUUUAUAUUAUUGUUGAUGUAGAAUAUAAAUCUUAUAUGAACAAUUUUUUCAUUUAUCUAA